AUUUACAGUCAGGCAACAGUCUAGGCUACAGGGGUCCUGAAUUCCACACGCGUGUGUGCGCUCAGCUGCAAGCAUGGCAGAUCUUCAGAUGAGGCUUCUUCGGCAGAAAAUCCAGAAAAGAAGCGAAAAGAACAAAGAGCGAAAGCUACUUAAUAAACAGAAACAAGAGGAAGAUAAUGGUGACGCAAACAGACUUCCAGAGGAGCGUUGUGAUGAAACGAGUCACGGGGCCACAGCAAUUUCAAAGCCACAGAAUGCCAAACCCACAAAGAAGCCACAAAUACAGAAGAAUGUGUCUGCAGAGGUGAACACAGAAGAAAAAUCUGUCAAGAUGAAAAGGAAGCUCAAAACUGCUGAAUCGCCAGGUGUGAAAAAAGCCAAGAAGGAUGAGGCAGAUGAUGAGGAGGAUAUGGAGGAGGAGAGGGGGUUGACUGUGACUGAGGAGGAUGCUGAUCAGGGCACAGACAAACCCACACAGCCUCUUGAAGGGGCAGAGGCUGGAGAGGAGGAGGAAGAUGAUGAUGAUGACGACGAGGAGGAUGAAGAGGGAAGUGAAGAUGAGGCGGAAAAGGGGGAAGGAGAGAAGUUUGGGGAUGAUGAUGAGGAAGAUGGACCUGAGCUCCCAACUGGCUUGACAGGUGCGUUUGAGGACACAUCGUUUGCCUCUUUAACCUCUCUGGUGAGCGAGAACACUCUAAAGGGUGUGAAGGAGAUGGGCUUUGACCACAUGACCGAGAUCCAACACAAAAGCAUCCGCCCCCUACUGGAGGGAAGGGAUAUCCUGGCUGCUGCUAAGACCGGCAGUGGUAAAACCCUGGCCUUCCUCAUCCCCUCCAUCGAGCUCAUCUACAAACUCAAGUUCAUGCCCAGGAACGGCACGGGCGUGGUGAUCCUGUCCCCAACGCGCGAGUUGGCCAUGCAGACGUAUGGUGUGAUGAAAGAGCUGAUGACCCACCACGUGCACACCUUUGGCCUGAUUAUGGGCGGCAGCAACCGCACGGCCGAGGCCCAAAGGUUGGCCAACGGUGUCAACAUCCUGGUGGCCACACCCGGCAGACUGCUGGACCACCUGCAGAAUACUGCUGGCUUCAUGUAUAAGAACCUCCAGUGUCUGAUCAUUGACGAAGCCGACCGUAUCCUGGAGGUCGGCUUCGAAGAGGAACUGAAGCAGAUCAUCAAACUCCUGCCAAAGCGGAGGCAGACCAUGCUGUUCUCGGCCACCCAGACCCGUAAGGUGGAGGACCUGGCCCGUAUCUCCCUGAAGAAGGAGCCCCUCUACGUGGGCGUGGACGACAACAAGGACAACGCCACCGUGGAUGGCCUUGAACAGGGCUAUGUGGUGUGUCCGUCUGAGAAGCGCUUCAUGCUACUCUUCACCUUCUUGAAGAAGAACCGUAAGAAGAAGCUGAUGGUGUUCUUCUCCUCCUGCAUGUCGGUCAAGUUCCACUACGAGCUGCUCAACUACAUUGACCUGCCCGUCAUGGCCAUCCACGGGAAGCAAAAGCAGACGAAGCGUACCACCACCUUCUUUCAGUUCUGUAACGCUGACUCUGGCAUCCUGUUGUGUACCGACGUGGCGGCCAGAGGCCUGGACAUCCCCGAGGUGGACUGGAUCGUACAGUAUGACCCCCCAGAUGACCCCAAGGAAUACAUCCACAGGGUCGGCAGAACAGCUCGUGGGAUCAACGGCAUAGGCCACGCCCUCCUGAUCCUACGGCCAGAGGAGUUGGGCUUCCUGCGCUUCCUCAAACAGGCCAAGGUUCCUUUGAGUGAGUUUGAAUUCUCUUGGGCGAAGAUCUCCGAUAUCCAGGGUCAGCUGGGGAAAUUGAUUGAGAAGAACUACUACCUGCACAAGUCAGCCCAGGAGGCCUACAAGUCCUACGUGCGGGCGUACGACUCUCAUUCACUCAAAGCGAUCUACAGCGUCAACACGCUCAACCUCCCCAUGGUGGCGCUCUCCUUUGGCUUCAAAGUGCCCCCCUACGUCGACCUCAACGUCCACAGCAAAGGAGGACUGAAGAUGACGAAGAGGGGUGGGGGCGGCGGCUUCGGCUACCAGAAGGGCAAGGGUGCUCACAAAGCCAAGAUCUUCAAGCACGUCAACAAAGGCAAGGGGGACAAGAGGCAAUUCUCUCGCUAGCCUGCGGUCCUUGGGGGAUAUUACAAAAUGGCUUCCUGACCUGGACUCACUUUCUGUCCAGAGACCAAUCUAUUAGCCUGUUACUGGGCAUCGUGUCUCGCUCCCUAUUUGUGUGUGAAAGACCAGUCUGUUGGGUCUCCACUAGUUACCACAGCCACAAAGUCAUUAACCUCGCUUAUUUAUUUUCUUAACAUCUGAUUUUAAAUCUAACCUUAACCACACUGCUAACCUUAUGCCUAACCUUUAAAUUAAGACUAAUAGCAAAUGUUUGUAUUCAUUCAUUUUUACAACAUAGCCAAUUUGACUUUGUUGCUGUGGUAACUAGUCUCUUUUAUGGGGGCUCAAUUGUUUUGCUCCAAUGUCUCAGCCUGUCUUUCUCUGAACAGGUAUUUUGUAGUGACAGGACUCUGUGGGCUCAUACCGUUCUGAGGACAGCCCUUGCAUUCCUUUCCUCACAGCAGAUGUGGAUUUUUACUGUAGAUUCUCUUUGAUAUGAGUAUGCAGCACUGUACAUUGAUUUGCAUUGUUUUCCUCCUCUACUGGCCGAUUUAAAAAUAAAAAAUAUACACCCACA
Molecule: messenger RNA, 2714 nt
Organism: Oncorhynchus mykiss (rainbow trout)
Lineage: Eukaryota; Metazoa; Chordata; Actinopteri; Salmoniformes; Salmonidae
Product: ATP-dependent RNA helicase DDX18
Molecular function (GO): nucleic acid binding; RNA helicase activity; ATP binding
Source: RefSeq, a predicted model, not a curated record